Molecule: messenger RNA, 1832 nt
Organism: Panicum virgatum (switchgrass)
Lineage: Eukaryota; Viridiplantae; Streptophyta; Magnoliopsida; Poales; Poaceae
Product: ankyrin-3-like
Exons: 12
Coding region: 173-1486 (437 amino acids)
Molecular function (GO): protein binding
Source: RefSeq, a predicted model, not a curated record
UUGCGUGGCUGCGCUCCCCUCCCGCCUCUUUACCAUUCCCCCCCGGACCCCAACCACUCCUCCCUCCUCUUCUCCGAUCGAUUCGAGGCCGCCGCGGCUCUUCAAAGCGGAAGAAACCCUAGCCGACCCUACCGGAGAGGAGAUCAGAAGGAGGGGAGGCGGAGCAUCAAGCAUGCCGCGCCACGAUAUGUCGCUGCCCGACGCCUUCAAGCUCGUCCUCGGCAAAGACCAGGAUAAGUGGCCUCCGGAGGCGACCCUCCUCGUCGCCGCCCACUACGGCGACAUCCGCCGCCUCAAGGAGAUCGCAAAGAGCAUCGAUGUCGAGGGGAAAGGGCUUCAGGAGACCCUGGCCAAUGCCAACUUCAUAGGCAUUUACGCCCUCCAUUCAGUCUGUGACAGUGGGGACAUGUAUGCCCUCCAGUAUCUGGUCGAGGACCUCAACAUGGACGUCAACAAGCCUGACACUAUGCGAGGUUUCACGCCGGCAAUGCAUGCCGUGUUAUAUGGGAACCUUCCUACCUUGAGGUUUCUUUUUGAUCAUGGCGCUAGUCUGCAUGGACAGCACAAGGGACUUAGUCUUCUCCAUGCAGCUGCAGAAGGAGGGCGGCCUGAGAUAGCCAAAUUUCUGCUUUCUAGAGGAGCUCGUGCUGAUGUGGAAGUGGAAUCAGCUCCCUUCACCCCACUGUUCCUUGCUACUUAUAGAGGAUAUGCUAGUAUCCUGAAGAUGUUUUUGGAGCAAAAUGCAGAUCCCAAUGUGUGUAUGAAUGAUCAAACUACACCUUUAAACAUGGCACUAAGACACUCUUCUGUGGCUUGUUUGAAGUUAUUGGUUCAGGCUGGAGCUGACGUGAAUGGUUUUGGAUUUUAUAAUCCUUUGGCAAGAGCUGCAGAGAAAGGUUUAACUGAAGCUAUCAAGUGCUUGUUGGAAGCUGGUGCAAAUCCAAAUGUCCCUGACAAAUUUGGCAGACUGCCAAUAGAGUUGGCCGCUGAAUAUGGUACCUGGGAAGACGUCGAGCUUCUAUUUCCUGUCACUUCCGAAAUUCCAACAGUGGCAGAUUGGAGUGUUCAUGGAAUAAUUAAUCAUGUAUACAUGGAAGUCAGGAACCUUGAGGAUGAUGAUUUUGUCAAAAAGAAGAAGUCUGAGCUGAAAAGGCAAGGAGCUGAUGCAUUUAGAAAUGAGGAUUAUCUAAAGGCAUCAGUGUUCUACACACAGGCAUUGAAGGUUGAUCAGUUCGACGCUACAUUGUUCUCAAACAGGAGCAUUUGCUGGCUUCGCCUGGGUGAUGGAAAGAAGGCUUUGUAUGAUGCGAUGGAAUGCAAAAACCUGCGCCCUAAGUGGGCAAAGGCCUACUAUCGAAAAGGAGUUGCUCUGAUGUUUCUGAAGGAUUAUGACAGUGCUUAUGAUACGCUCUCUCGUGGCUUGGAGUUGGAUCCUGAAAGUGAAGAGAUGGAGGAAUUGCUUUGGGAGGUGAUGGAGCUGAAGUAGCUACUAGCUACUCCUUGCAAGAAGCUGAUGCAAAACCGGAAGCUCUUCAAUUUUGUUGUUCUCGUAGAUGGAUCGUCGAUGUGGACACACCUCUUUUGGUGGGUUCCCUCUUUUGUUUACAUCUGCCUAGGUUGCUAGACUUGAAACAACGGACACCCUAUUUUUUUUGUGUGAUGCGCAAUUCUGGGAGGGUAGCCACUAGUAUCUUGGAGGAGCUGCAGAUACAGCUUCAUGCUCUGUUUGUGUACGGAAGCAUGCCAUUGGUGCUGUGCUUGAUGAAGCAGUUAACUUAGAUCAAUUUCACAGAAAUGCUUUGACAUUGAAAUGCAUGCGCCCUUCAAGCUCA